Punctularia strigosozonata HHB-11173 SS5 is the source of this 3558-nucleotide messenger RNA. RefSeq names its product P-loop containing nucleoside triphosphate hydrolase protein. The record is from RefSeq and is a predicted model, not a curated record. Lineage: Eukaryota; Fungi; Basidiomycota; Agaricomycetes; Corticiales; Punctulariaceae. Gene Ontology annotation, molecular function: ATP hydrolysis activity; ATP binding. Gene Ontology annotation, cellular component: Smc5-Smc6 complex. Bases 1 to 3558 code for a protein of 1185 amino acids. The transcript is spliced from 21 exons. Gene Ontology annotation, biological process: double-strand break repair via homologous recombination.
AUGGCUCGGGGUUCGCGCAGGGGCCAGUCAUCGGCAGCAAAGGACAGCGACUCACUCAAAGAAAACUCAGCACCACCCUUGACGCAGGUCAAGGCGGAGAAGGUCAAGUCCGAGAAGAAGACCGCCCAGCCGAGUAGACGCGAUCUUGACGAGCAGGAUAGCAAUGGGGACCCGGCAGAUGACGGCAGUCUGACACAGCGCACUGAAGACUACGUAGGUGACAUUCCGGAAGAUGAAGAUGAGGACGAGUCUCCACGGAGCCGCAAACGCGCGCGCGUAAGCGAGGAGGGCGACGCGUCCGAGACGAAACUCGAGAAAGUGGAGGUCAAACCGCGUCGCGUCACGCUCCCUCGACGCGAGGACGGGUACAUCCCGGGCUCGAUCGUACGCGUUAAACUCCACAAUUUUGUGACAUACGACUUCGUGGAGUUCCACCCUGGACCAUAUCUGAACAUGAUUUUUGGGCCCAAUGGCACCGGCAAGAGUAGCAUAGCCUGCGCCCUUUGCCUCGGCUUGAAUUUCCCCCCGAGUAACGGCCAUACAGAGGGCUAUAUCGAGAUUGAACUCCGAGCCCCGCCUGGCGAAGACAACAUCGUCAUUCGCAGAAAUCUUAAAGCGAAAUCCAAGAGUAGUAGCUUCACACUCAACGGUGUAAGCGCCACCGGAAAGGAAGUGAGCGAACGUAUAGCGGAGCUGAACAUUCAAGUUGGCAACCUCUGUUCUUUCUUACCGCAAGACCGAGUGUCCGAGUUCGCCCGUAUGUCGCCUCAGCAGCUGCUGCGCGAGACGGAACGUUGUGCCGGCGACGAGAGACUCACGGCGUGGCACGACACUCUCAUACAAGCCGGGAAGGAUCUUUCUCUACUUCAGGAGGAUCUGAAAGCGGACAAGGAGCAUCUUAAGACGAUGGAGGAGCGCAAUCUCGCCCUCGAAUCGCAAGUAGAAAGAUAUCACCAGCGCAAGGAGAUCGAAAAAAACAUCAGAUUGCUCGAGCUUUUGCUGCCAUUCGUCCAGUACAUUGAGGCGAAGGAGGCAUACUUGGCAGCGAAAGAUGUUCAACGGGCACUCCACAACAAGUUGAAGACUCUUUCAGAUAAGCAUAAGCCUGCAAACGCAUUCAAGGCGGAACUGACGAAGCAGUACAACCAGUAUGGCAAGGAACGAGAUGAGCAGAAGAAGAAGGUUCAAAAGCAGUUCAAAGAGAUGGGCAAGAAGUGGGACGAAAAUGAGAAGCUUGGUGAAGAGGCGGAAAACAUCCAACAAGAACUCUCCUCCUUGAAAAGAGAGGAGAAGGCUCGCGUAAAGAAAAUACAGGAUUUGGAAAAGCAAAUCCGCCACCUUCAGCAGUCCAUCGAUAAUCCUCCAGAGGUCGAGGAUAUGGACGCAAUCCAAGAACAGAUAGUGCGCAUGAUCGAUCUCAGCAGACGUCAACUCUCUGACUGGAUGCGCAGCGGGCUGUCACCCAAGAUACUACUGCGCCCAUCCUUUAGUCUACAAGAGCUGGAUAAUCAAGCUCAUGUCAAGUUGAAAACCCUCGAAAAGUGGAACAGAGAUUGUGCAGAUGCUGUAAGAUGGUUGAGAAACAACCAGGACAAGUUCAAGUUGGAGGUGUUGGAGCCGGCAUAUAUGAACGUCACUGUUCCCGACACGCGAUUUGUACAUGCCAUCGAGGCGAACUUCUCAAACAUGCAGCUGCAGACAUUCGUGUGCCAAUGCGAAGAGGAUAUGCGGACUCUUAACCAUUUCAUCAACGAUACGACCGAGGCACUCGGCCGCCGGGCACGCAUUAGUGUUUGGUUCCGACCAAAGGAUGAGGGUACACUGGCGCCCCCUCCGAUGAGCCCCGAAGAGCUUUCGCAGUUGAACUUCGACUGCUAUGCAUUGGACAAGAUACAAUGCCCAGACGGAAUGCUGUGGUAUCUCAAGAAGGAACUCAACCUUCAUCGCAUGGCCAUCGCGCUCGAUCCUAGCAAAGUCGACUCUAAAGCGGCCAUGGAAGCGGCUGCGAGGAUUCUUCCUGGUGGCGGCAGCGGCGGAGCAAACUAUGUCAUCGGCAGGACCAUGAAUCAGGUUUCGCGAUCUCGUUACGGUAAACGUGCAGCGCAAAACAUGACCCGUGAGGUCAGGGAUGCUCGAAAUCUGGUGAUUGCUGCGGUUGACCCGGCGAUUAAACGUGGUCUUGAGGAGCGAAUCCAGAUGGCACAGGAGGCUUUGAAAGAGGUCGAGAAGAAAACAGCUAAGCUUACAGAAGAGGAACGAGAGAUCCGCAUGCAGAUGGCGGCUUUGCAAAAGAAGCUCGACGACCUCACCAAGCGCAAGAGGGCCAUUCUCGAAGCUCAAAGUCGUCUGGAGAGGAACAAGAAAAUGAAAGCCAUCCAGGAAGGCAGGCUUGCAGAGCUGCUCGAGCAACCCAGCAUGGACGAUAAGCGCGCCGAUCUGAGGAAAAGGCUCAUGCGGGUUACCAAGAAUCGGGUCCGACUGGUCAAGGAGUACAUCAAAUAUGUGCGCGCGGCGAAUCAGGAGCAAACCGAAGCCACGCGCCUUGGGCUGGAAUAUAUACAAAUUGGUGCAAACCUUGCCGCGCUGUCCGAGAUGAUCAGCGAGAAGGACCAGGAGCUGAAACAUACCCAAAAUGCGUACAACGAAGCCAAUAUGGCAUACGAGGCCGCUAAACGGGUGUCCAAGGAGAGGCUGGACUUCAGUCGUCGAAAGCUCGACGAAGCCGAUGACGAACUACGAGGGCAAUUUGCCGUCUACGAGAAUGUCAAACAGGCUGCCCAACGAAAGACGUGCGAGGAAGUUCUCCAGGAACUGGACACGCAAAAUGCUCAGCUGGAGCUCUACGUCACCACCAACCCCGGUAUCGUUGAUCAAUACGAGAGACGCAAGAAAGAGAUCGAGAGCCUCUCGAAAAUCAUCGAGCAGAAAGAGAAGCAGGCAACGAAGCUCGAGCGAGACAUCAAGCACGCCCGUGAAAGCUGGGAACCUGCACUACAGCGGCUCGUGGCCAGCAUUGGCAAGAAAUUCUCGGCUGCCUUCGAUCGUACGUACAUUGCAAUUUCUCAUCCCUCACACGGAUACCUAUAUCACGGCAUCGGUUGCGCUGGCGAAGUGAAGGUCACGCCGGACGAUGACUACUCCAAGUGGGCUAUUGACAUCCUGGUCAAGUUCCGUGACAAUGAGAAGUUACAACUGCUCACUGCACAGCGGCAAUCUGGUGGUGAACGCUCCCUGACGACUAUUCUUUACCUCCUUUCCCUGACCGAGGAAGCUCGCGCGCCCUUCUCCCUCGUUGACGAGAUAAACCAAGGCAUGGACGCACGGAACGAGAAGAUGGUCCACAAUCAGAUGGUGGAGACCACCUGCCGCCCAGACGCCGCGCAGUACUUCUUGAUCACACCGAAGCUGCUUGCAGGGCUUCGCUACCACAAAUUGAUGAAGGUUCUUUGCGUUAACAACGGGGAGUGGUUACCGGAAACGCAAGGUCUGGGCAAUAUGAUGAACAUGAUUGAGGGGUUCGUGUCGAAGAGGGGCCAGCAGGGGAGGAGCGCCGUCUAG